This is a messenger RNA of Sporothrix brasiliensis 5110, 3555 nucleotides long. RefSeq lists its product as uncharacterized. Gene Ontology annotation, molecular function: double-stranded DNA binding. Lineage: Eukaryota; Fungi; Ascomycota; Sordariomycetes; Ophiostomatales; Ophiostomataceae. The coding region runs from base 1 to 3555 and encodes 1184 amino acids. The record is from RefSeq and is a predicted model, not a curated record. Gene Ontology annotation, cellular component: chromatin; SMC loading complex. Gene Ontology annotation, biological process: mitotic sister chromatid cohesion; maintenance of mitotic sister chromatid cohesion. The transcript has 3 exons.
AUGAGCGGCUCACUGCCCCCCGGGCAGCAGGCCUACGGCGGCCAGCACAUGGUUCCCGGCGCUGUCCCCAUGGGCUACUCGCUCAACGGCCCGCAAAUGGCAACGAAUCUGGGCAGUCCGAUGGGCAUGGCCAACGGCGGCGGCCUCGGCAACGGCGGUCUCGGAAGCCCCAUGAGUGGGCUCGGUGGCGUCAAUGGCGUUAGCGGAGUGAACGGCAUGGCCGGUCUGGGCAGCCUGAACGGCAUGGGCGGCCUCGGCGGCGCGGGCCAAUAUCAGAAUCAGAAUCAGAACCAGCACCAGCCGCACCAGCCGCACCAGCAACACCAGCAGCACCAGCAGCAUCAGCAAGCACGCCCGCUGCCAUCGCCGCAGUUCUACAACCAGGGCCUGCCGCAUCCGUCACAGUACUCGAGUCCCAACCUGCUGCACUCGCCGCUCGGCCAGCUGCCGCAGCAGCAUCACCACCACCAACCCCACCAACCGCACCAACAACAACAACAACAACAACAACAACAACAACAACAACAUCAGCAGCCGCAGCACCAGCGCUUCCAGCCGUCGCCCCAACAGAACCACAUGCAGUUCCCCGUCCCCGUCCAGCGCACGCCCUCCAUGACUUCGAGCAACGGCGGCUCGUUUUCCUUCCCGCACAAUGGCAUGUCGGUCUCACCGAACCUGUCCGCGCCCAUGUCCAUCCCGGUGCCUGCGACCAUGCCGUCCCCGACCGCCAACCAACUGGCGAGCCCGCUGCAGUUCCUCCCACAACAACUGCCGCAACUGGGCCAGCAGCCGCCGCCGCAGCAGCAGCAGCACCAGUCACCUCGCUAUACCACCCAGCCGCAGUCGGUGCCGACCAUGCAGCUGCAAAUGCCCAUGUUCACGGGCGCGUCGCCAGGACAGCAGUCACAACACCUGCCAAAGCAACGGCAGCAAUCGCAGCCCCACCAGCAGCCGCCGCCCAAACAACCAAAUUCACAACCUUUGUCACAACCUUUGUCACAACCACUGUCACAAUCCAUCUCACAACCCUCCAUGCCACACUUUUCUCCACUCCCGCAACACAUCCAGCCGUCACAGCUGCUCCAGCACCAGCCGCUCCAGUCGCCACAGAUGCACCAGGUGCCGCACGCGCACAACCAACUCCAGCAGCAGCUCCAACGACCGCAGCCGUCGCCACGGCAGCAGCACACGCCGAAACCGACGAAGCCGCCCAAGGCACCGAAACCGCCAAAGCCGUCCCAGCAGGCCAAGAAGCCCAUCUCGCUGCCCGACCCGUCGUCCGAGCCGAUGCACACCACUCUGCCGCCACCGCCAGCAGCCGCAUCGUCUGCACAGCCGCAGCGGAAACAGUCCUCCAUCACACCGUCGCCCAUGCCGAGUCCAUUGCCGACAAAUAGCCCCCGCGUGUCGCCCAAGGGUGCCGUACAGAAACCGCCCAAGUCGUCGGCUGCGGCUGUUGCUACAGCUGGUGCUGGCAAAGCGGCGAGUAUUGCCGGUGGGAAGGCCGGUGCAGGAGUCAAGGCGCCACGCAAGUCGAGUGUCAGUGGUGUGGGACCUACCAUGGCCAGCGUGAAGCCGACUGCCAAGCGGACGCCGGGCGAGGCAGCCGCGCUACUCGUGUGCGUGGCCGACGAGUGCCUGGCCAAGGCGCAAGCUGCGGCGCCUGCACUGGCCAAGUCUCGAAACGAGGCCCGCCUUCGAGAGUACUACAAACUGCUGGCGACCGGUCUGGGCUGCCUGGACACGGCCGUCCGCACCUUCAAGUUCCCGCCGCGCAUCGAGGUCAAGAUCAAGAUUCGGUACGCGUCCAUUCUCAGCACCGAGACGGAGAAUCUGAUGGAGGCCGAGACGGCGCUGCAGAGCGCCAUUGCGACCUGCGAGAAGCAUCGCCUGGCCGACCUCAAGAUCUACGUGCAGUUCCUCUUCAUGAAGGUGCUCUUCCGCCGGAAGCCCAAGGCCGCCCUCAUCUCGAUCCAGACGCACAUUGCCGACUGCUCCGACCGCCGCCAGACCUACUGGACCUACGCCUUCCGCUUUCUCAAGGCAUCCUUCUACUUGCAGAGCGGCAGCCCGGCCGAUACCCACGCCCUCGAGAACCUCCACGACAUUGCAGUUCUGGCCGAGCAGCGGGGCGACCACGCCGUCUACGUGCUCGCUUCGCUGCUCCAGGCCCUGUCCCUCUUCCGCACCACCGAACCCGACGUCGUCGAGCGUGUCCAGACCUGCAUCGCCGCCGCCUCCAAGUACCAGCUCGACGCGUCUGUGCGCAUUCCGCAGCUCGAGGUGCUGUGGCUGUUGUUGGACCUGACGUGCAGUCUCUACCAAAAGGAAAAGGCCCUGACCGACAAGCUCAACAACCUGCAGACACGGCUCGAGGAGCUGAAGGAGUCGCCACAGUGGACGUCCGAUGCCAGCGAGCUGCUGCUGCCCCUGCACAAAGACACGCCGAAUGCUCACACCAUCAGCGCCGACACGAGCGCCGUGCUGCAGCCGGGCGAACCGAACGACUUUUUGGUGCUGACCAGUUUUAGUAAAGUGAAGGCAUUCGUCUUGGGAUUCGCAUACUCUGGCUUGACACUCUCACCAAAGCAGCAGACCAGCGAUCGGAAGAGCAUGGACUACUGGACGGAAGCGCUGAAGAUGCUGUCACAAAGCGCCUCGAGCAAACCAUCUGCACCCGUCUUCUUGCACGAGGCCAUUGACGAGUCCCGCUGGCGCGCCAACACAUCGUCGUACGUGCUGGUCCUGAUGGGCCUCCAUGCAGCCACGCACUGCGAUUGGACCAAGGUCCAGGACUGCAUCAAGAAGCUCGAGACGCCCACGGCCGAAGCGAACGACGGGCCGCUCGACGUCCUGGCGCUCUACCUCAAGGGUGUCUUGAAGCAGGGCCAGGGCGAGCUCAACGACGCGCUGCAUCUCUUUGAGGAUGCACGGCUGGUUCUGCCGGACGUGACGGACGGAUCGCCGUCCAACAAUCUCUCGAGUGCCGGCCCGGCCGCCGCCGCGGCUGCUGCCGCGUCCGCUGCCGCGGCCGACGAGGGCCACAUGCGCCAAGAAGUCCAGCUGUUGGCGGCCAUGAACCGCCUCCUGAUCAUGCAGCUGCACCGCCUGCGCGAUGAAGGCAAGAUCAACAUGCUCGUCGAGCAGCUCAAGCAGACGUGCGUCGGCCACCCGAACCCGGAAAUCAAGACGGCGUACUCCCUGGUCAUGGCCGCCAUCACGACGGAGCCGCCACUGUCCAUGCACGACGUCAAGUCGCACAUCCAGCAGGGGCUCAACGGCUCCACCGUCAGCGGCAACGCCCAGUGCCUCAACAUUGCGCUCAACACCAUGCGCUACCGCCUCUUUGAGGGGGUCGUCGGCGAGCAGGCCCUCAAGAGCGCCAAGGCCGGGUCGACCCAGGCGAAAAAGAGCGGCAACAUUCUGUGGAUGAGCGUCGCGGACGGCAUGCUGGCGGACACGUACGAGGUGCAGGGGCAGACGGCGCAGGCCCAGCUGGCGCGCCAGGCGGGCGUGCAGUACACCAACGAGUCGUGGGAGCGGACGCAAAUAUAG